Messenger RNA from Coregonus clupeaformis (lake whitefish), 981 nucleotides. Its product is annotated as proteasome subunit alpha type-6. The transcript is spliced from 7 exons. Gene Ontology annotation, biological process: ubiquitin-dependent protein catabolic process. The coding region runs from base 100 to 840 and encodes 246 amino acids. Gene Ontology annotation, cellular component: cytosol; nucleus; proteasome core complex, alpha-subunit complex. Lineage: Eukaryota; Metazoa; Chordata; Actinopteri; Salmoniformes; Salmonidae. The record is from RefSeq and is a predicted model, not a curated record.
ACUGUUCCUAAACCAGUUCCGGGGUCAUUGUCUUGCAUUAUCUUUUUCCUCAGUAGUUCUGUUUUCAGUUUACAACUUUUAUACACAUUUACCAACACAAUGUCCAGAGGGUCGAGUGCAGGAUUUGACCGACAUAUUACAAUCUUCUCUCCGGAGGGCAGACUCUACCAAGUCGAAUAUGCAUUCAAGGCUAUCAACCAAGGUGGCCUUACCUCAGUAGCUAUCCGAGGACAAGACUGUGCAGUUGUCGUCACACAGAAGAAAGUUCCAGACAAGCUUCUUGAUGCAUCCACAGUCACACACUUAUUCAGAAUCACUGAAAACAUUGGCUGUGUCAUGUCUGGAAUGACGGCUGACAGCAAGUCCCAAGUCCAGAGGGCUCGUUACGAGGCAGCCAACUGGAAGUACAAGUACGGUUAUGAGAUCCCAGUGGACAUGCUGUGUAAGAGGAUGGCUGACAUCUCUCAGGUGUACACACAGAACGCUGAGAUGAGACCUCUUGGUUGCUGCAUGAUAGUGAUUGGUGUGGAUGAGGAGUGGGGUCCCCAGGUGUUUAAGUGUGACCCUGCAGGAUACUACUGUGGCUUCAAGGCCACCGCUGCUGGGGUCAAACAGACAGAGGCCACCAGCUUCUUGGAGAAAAAGGUCAAGAAGAAACUGGACUGGACGUUCGCACAAACAAUCGAGACGGCGAUAACUUGUCUGUCUACGGUGCUGUCCAUUGACUUCAAGCCCUCCGAGCUAGAGAUCGGUGUCAUUACAAUAGAAGACCCUAAAUUCAGGAUCCUGACAGAGACUGAAAUCGAUGUCCACCUUGUGUCCCUGUCAGAGCGAGAUUGAGUGUUUCCUUGUGUUCCAGACUAGAGGGGAGACUACCCUAGAGAGAUGACAGAGAGCACUACCACAGAUCUUCAGAACGAAAGCCCUGACUUGCUGUACAUUUACGCUGUUCAAUUAAAGAUAAUGUUUUCGAGGAACUGA